Strongylus vulgaris is the source of this 435-nucleotide messenger RNA. The record is from the annotation of a GenBank genome assembly. Lineage: Eukaryota; Metazoa; Nematoda; Chromadorea; Rhabditida; Strongylidae.
AUGGGAGGACAGGUACAGACAGCCUUUUCCGAUCUUUUCAAGAGCCACGGCUAUCGCACAACUCAUGAGAAAAGGAUCACACCAUCGGCGUCUCCUUUCAAAAUCCGAAAUGUCAUCAAUUCAAUAAAGGACUCAAGGUGGCCGGACGAUCAUAAUCCCAGGUGUCGGAAAGGUAGAACUUUCAUUCGAACCAAACGUUUAUCUACAAGAAUUCCAAGAAGUACAUCUGCCUACGGCCAUACCACGUUGAAAGCAAGCCAUCCCAACUUUUAUUUGAACCAAACGUUUAUCUACAAGAAUUCCAAGAAGUACGUCUGCUUACGGCCAUAUCACGUUGAAAGCACGCCAUUCCGUCCGAUCUGGCAAGUCAAGCAAAUUUGGGCCUGGUUAGUACUUGGAUCGGAGACGGCUUGGGAAUCCCAGAGGUUUACAUAG